AUGCGUCGGCUCAUCUCCCGCAGCGUUUCUGUCAGCGCCGCCACCCGCUCGCCGGCUUCGUCCGCCGCUCCCCGUUCAACCCUCGUCGCCAUGUCGUCGUCCAAGAGCGCCGUGGCCGCGCGUAGAAUUCACGCCACGGCCCAGCAGAUGCGUCCCGCCGCCGGCGCUGCCGCCCUGGCCUCGACCGCCACCAGCUACCCGACCACCCACGAAAAGAUCCAGCCGGUCCAGGACACGCCCUACUUCGUCGACAACAAGUUCGUCCAGUCCAAGGCGUCCGCCUUCAUCGACCUGCCCGACCCGGCCACCAACAACCUCGUCACUCGCGUCCCGCAGAUGACCGAGGAGGAGAUGCGCGCCGCCGUCGCCAGCGCCGAGAAGGCGUUCGCCUCCUGGCGCAACACCUCGGUCCUCCACCGACAGCAGAUCAUGUUCAAGUUCGUCGCCCUCAUCCGCGAGAACUGGGACCGCCUUGCCGCUAGCAUCACCCUCGAGCAGGGCAAGACCUUUGCCGACGCCAAGGGUGACGUCCUCCGCGGCCUGCAGGUUGCUGAGGCUGCCUGCGGCGCUCCCGAGCUCCUCAAGGGCGAGGUGCUCGAGGUUGCCAAGGACAUGGAGACGAGAACCUACCGUGAGCCAUUGGGCGUCGUUGCUGCCAUCUGCCCAUUCAACUUCCCGGCCAUGAUUCCUCUCUGGUGCAUCCCCAUUGCCACCAUCACCGGCAACACCCUCAUCCUCAAGCCCUCGGAGCGUGACCCCGGUGCCGCCAUGAUCCUCGCCGAGCUCGUGCAAAAGGCCGGCUUCCCCGACGGCGUCGUCAACGUCAUCCAUGGCGCGCACAAGACGGUCGACUUCAUCCUCGACGAGCCCGCCAUCAAGGCCGUCAGCUUCGUCGGCGGCAACAAGGCUGGCGAGUACAUCUUCUCGCGCGGUUCGGCCAACGGCAAGCGCGUGCAGGCCAACCUGGGUGCCAAGAACCACGCGGCCGUGUUGCCCGACUGCAACAAGAACCACUUCAUCAACAGCGUCGUCGGCGCCGCUUUUGGCGCGGCCGGCCAGCGCUGCAUGGCCCUCAGCACCCUCGUCAUGGUCGGCGAGACCAAGGAGUGGCUGUCUGAGGUGGCCGAGAGCGCCAAGAAGCUCAAGGUCGACGGCGGCUUCGAGGACGGCGCCGACCUCGGCCCCGUCAUCUCCCCGCACAGCAAGGAGCGCAUCGAGGGCCUAAUCGCCUCGGCCGAGAAGGAGGGCGCCACCAUCCUGCUCGACGGCCGCGGCUUCAAGCCCUCCAAGUACCCCAACGGCAACUUCAUCGGCCCGACCAUCAUCUCCAACGUCACGCCGGACAUGACGUGCUACAAGGAGGAGAUCUUCGGCCCCGUCCUCGUCUGCCUCAACGUCGAGACCAUGGACGACGCCAUCGACCUGAUUAACAAGAACGAGUACGGCAACGGCGUCGCCAUCUUCACCAAGUCGGGCCCCACGGCCGAGACCUUCCGCCGCAACAUCGAGGCCGGUCAGGUCGGCAUCAACGUGCCCAUCCCCGUCCCGCUGCCCAUGUUCUCCUUCACCGGCAACAAGAAGAGCAUUGCUGGCGGCGGCGCUAGCACCUUUUACGGCAAGCCGGGCAUCAACUUUUACACACAGCUCAAGACGGUGACGGCCUUGUGGCAGAGCAACGAUGCGGUGGCCAAGAAGGCGACGGUGGCCAUGCCUACCCUGCAGUGA
Cordyceps fumosorosea ARSEF 2679 is the source of this 1725-nucleotide messenger RNA. Its product is annotated as methylmalonate-semialdehyde dehydrogenase. Lineage: Eukaryota; Fungi; Ascomycota; Sordariomycetes; Hypocreales; Cordycipitaceae. The record is from RefSeq and is a predicted model, not a curated record. The transcript has 2 exons. Gene Ontology annotation, molecular function: malonate-semialdehyde dehydrogenase (acetylating, [NAD(P)+]) activity; methylmalonate-semialdehyde dehydrogenase (acylating, NAD+) activity. The coding region runs from base 1 to 1725 and encodes 574 amino acids. Gene Ontology annotation, biological process: thymine catabolic process; L-valine catabolic process. Gene Ontology annotation, cellular component: mitochondrion.